GCCUGUUCCGCGGCCGCUCGGUCAUUUUCGCCUCUUUGUUGUACUGAUAGUGGAUUUAACUCGGAUUCAACCCAAUAUCCAGCGGACCGUGCUGCUCCCGAACAGGCUCCGAUGAGAGGCUCUCCAUGAUGAGGAGCUAACACUGUCGGCCGCACAACCGCAGGAACAGACGUGGCUGCUGCACCAUCCACAGUCGACGCAUGGCGGUAUUAGGGAACCCCGACAUGCUGACGAGGAAGAUCAAGCUGUGUCACAUCAACGCCCACAUCACAUGUCGUCUGUGUGAUGGCUACCUGAUCGACGCCACCACUGUCACCGAGUGCUUACACACCUUCUGUAGAAGCUGCCUAGUGAAGUAUCUGGAGGAAAACAACACGUGCCCCACGUGUAGGAUUGUUAUUCAUCAGAGCCAUCCACUGCAGUAUAUCGGCCAUGACAGAACAAUGCAAGACAUUGUCUACAAGUUGGUACCGGGACUUCAAGAGGCGGAGAUAAAGAAGCAGCGGGAUUUCUAUCAGAAGUUGGGGAUGGAGGUUCCUGGAGACAUUAAAGGAGAGCUUUGCAACAUGAAGACUCAUCUAGAUCAACGUAACGGCGACACAAAAUCAGAGGAAACGGCCAAUAAGGAGGCAGGAGAGGAGAAGCCAGAAGAGGACAACGACUAUCACCGUAGCGACGAGCAGGUCAGCAUCUGCUUGGAGUGCAACAGCAGCAAGCUUCGAGGUCUGAAGAGAAAGUGGAUCCGCUGCUCAGCACAAGCCACAGUCCUCCACCUCAAGAAGUUCAUCGCCAAAAAGCUUAACUUGACAUCAUUUAACGAGCUGGACAUUUUAUGCAACGAGGAAAUUUUGGGAAAGGACCACACUUUGAAAUUUGUUGUUGUCACAAGAUGGAGAUUUAAGAAAUCCCCCCUCCUGCUCCAUUACAGACCCAAGAUGGAUCUGCUGUAGCUAAAACGGACACAACGGUUGUUUUUCUUUUUUUGGGGGGGGGGCCCAGUGGCCGCGGACUGUGCCGAAACCUUUUUAUUUAUGCAAAGACGAUCAACCAACACCAAGCAAACACCCGACAGUAAAAGUCAACACAAGCCAGCAAAUCGGGAUCUAAAGAGAGCGAGGGGGCGACUACAACAAAAAACUGGCAACCUCCAGCACAGAUACGGCAACACUGGUGUGUUUUUAGGAACUUAAACAACCAUGUUUUUGUCCGCUACAUCCUAGAUAUGUGAACAAAAUGAAAAAGAAAAAAAAAACUAAUGGAGAGAAAGCAUAUAUUUAUACUUUUGUACAGAAGAGACACAUGGAACCAAGACACUACUGGUGCUCUGUUUACAAACAAGAUGUCGGGAAUCACGUCUUUUUGAGCUUCAUGCAGAUUCAUCCUCCUGAGACAAUGACUGAGACGACAGGAGGACAUUUUCUUUUGAUAAAGUGUUUUUUCUUUUCUUCAACAAUACACUCGACACGUCUUGGGAGCACAGAAAGUAUAUGGAAAAAGUUAUAUAACAGGCAUCAACUUAAGCUGUUUAUCAAGUAAAUUGUCUCUGAAUCUUUUUUUUAAUUAUUAUUUUCAUUUGUUGGCUUUGUCUAAUUUGCUAUUGGGUUCUUGAUGAUUGUCAAUUGUGAAUAGGCUAAAAAAAUUUGUGUAGUAAUUUAUGUUCUAUAUACCAAUAUUGUACAUAAAAUGUCAUUACAGAGAGAGAGAAACUGAAGAGAGUAAGAGAGACUUUAGACUGUUAAAAAAAAGAAGAGUGGAUCCCAGAAGUGCUAUCUAUAUGUUGGGCGAUAAAUUAGGAUUUUUAAAGACAGACUCACUAUCAGUAUCAAAAUAUAUAGAUGCAUCUUUAUGUUGUCUGAGGAAGACACAAAACAGAUAUAUCAAAUCCUCUGCCAUUUGUGUGUAUGUGGGGUCUGAGUAUGUUACAUUACAAAACUUUAAAAAGAAAGCUUCCCCCCACCUCCCCAUGCUCCUCAUCUCACCCGCCUUCCAUGGAAAACAGUCACUGUUGUCCUUUUUUUUGUUUGUUUUGACAUCAUUAUCAACCAAUUCUGUCUUAACAAUAUUCCUAAACAAAACACUUAUGUUAAAAAAAUGCCUGCAAGACAUAAAAAUGCAAUAUUUGGACAGAGAGCUUGUUCAUAUUUAUAGAUUUCAAUCUCACAUCGUGCAGUCCUUAACAUCCAUGCAUCUGUCUCUGCAGUCUUUGAGCAGCACCAGGCAGGCAAAUACUGAUACACCCACAUGUUUACAGCUUUGAGUUGAGCUGCUAGCAGCAGAUGUUGUUUGCACCCUGCACCCUUUUACCAUGCAUUACCUUCUGCUACGCUCUCACUGCAAAACCAACCCAGUCGCCAGAAAAACACGUUGGAAAUAUAUGUUUUGCACACCACAGAUACAUUUGCACGUUAUUCUGUAAUGUUACAUUUUUAUCAAUGCUGUUGUUAAUGUGUGGUCAUAUGUAGACACCACUUGGAUAAUGUUAGGAAAAGAAAAUGUUUUGGCUUAAAUUAUCCAGUUUUGAGGACACAAUUCCCACUGGAAACAAAGCAAUGUCUUGUUUAAAAAAAAGCAACUUCUUUAUCCCUGCUGAAAAAAAAACAAUGGGACGCUAAAAACACCCAUGUUUUGGGGAUGAAAAGAUGCUGGAAAAACAGCCACAGGUUGCUAAAACCCCAAAUUGUGGGGAGCUAAAAAGCCACAGGAAAGACGGUGACAGGCCCCUUCAGUUUUCAGGGGAUGAGAAAGCUGCUGUAAAUACAGCCAUGGAUCCCUGAAAAACACACACAUUUGGUGGCAAUAAAACAGCUAGAAAAGCCACUCUACAAGUACUCAUGGUUGCUAAACAACACAGAUUUGGGGACUGAAAAGCUGCUGGAAAAGCAGCCAAGGGUCACUAAAAACACCCAUGUUUAAAGGAUGAAAAGAUGCUAGAAAAAAAGGCCAGUGGUCGCUAAAGAACACAGUAGCAGUAGGAAAAUAAUCAAAGUUCAGGAAGAAACACCUGCGCUUUUGGGAACCACCCACGUUUGCUGCGCUAAAAAGCUGUUGGAAAUACAGGGAUGGGUCCCUAAAAACAGUGUUUGGGUGCUAAAAAUACAAACAGCUCUGUUGUUUGUUGGUCUUAAAUAGAUGUCACACCAUCCACCGUCCUCUCUACCUCCUCCUGUCAAAGUCAGCUGAUGUAUUAGGUCACUUUAGAAACGUUAGGCUGUCUGAAACAAGUAAAUGCAAAGUAUUCGUGGUUUGCAGAAACAUACAAUGCCAACAUUUUGGCUGAGUGACUGAGCUGGCAAAACCCUCGAAGCUGCAACAGAAAUGAUUUCUGUAACUUGUAAAAAUACACAAGUCUCAUUAACACCCUCAACGACAAAGUGGAGCUGCAACAGAAUAGAGCAUCUUAUCUCAAAUUUAAUUUUGAAUUAUGGACAUUUUCUCGCCCACAGUAGGUGAAUUUGUAAGUUAAGAGCAAAAUAUGGCAAACUGCAAGCUUUCUCUUCAGAGCUGGACUCCCUCAGUAUGACACAGAGGGCCGGUUUGUUCGACAUGAGUGCAGAUUACUGACGUCACAUUGUUGUAUUUAUGGGGUAUUUUUCAGUUACUUCUCACUGCCAGUUGGAGCUACAAAUGUGCAAAGUUGCACUGAAAACUUCUGAAAGUCAAAUGGAUGUUUUUGUCACAAAAUCAGUACAAAACUUGGAUUUUUUUUUUUUUUUGCAGCCAGUGUUCAAUAUUGUCAACUUCACAAACGACACAAAUUUACGAGUAUUUUUGAGAAAUAACUCGCAAAAUCAGGUUUCGCACAGGGAGGGUUUUUGAGCAUUUUGAUAAUGAAAUUCUGAAUAAAAUGACUACUGUUUGGUCAUUUGGUGCUUCUAAAUGUGUGUUUCUAAUCCUGAGGAGGAUUGUUCCUCGGGAACAUGCUGUUCUUUAACUGUGUGACGCAGCAAACCAAUGUUCUGUUCAACCACAACAUGUCUUUACUCUCAACAUUCAAACUGCUAAACUGUCUUUAACGUUACCACGACUGGAUCCCUGAACGCCGUGUCAGACCUCAAGUAGUAUUACCUCACUGACCUGUCUGUAACUAAACAAUUAUUCACCCUUUGCAUUAUAUCUGCCCACUACAAGCUGUCGUGUCUUUGUGUUCAUAUGCAGGGUUCCUAUGCACCUGUAGGCUCCAAAAGUCUGAAAAAAAUAUGUGAAUUUGACAACUUUUUUGAAACUGUUUAACAAGUGUAAGAGGAAUGAUACACAGACAUUAGCUGGAAAUUCUCUUAUCAUUGCCAAUAUUGUGGUGUUUGCAGUUUUGCAUCAUCAUCUUCAGACAAAGUCAGUUGUUUUAUUGUACAUCUGUUGUAGAUACAUGGACACUAUUCACUAUUAAUGGUAAUG
This is a messenger RNA of Plectropomus leopardus (leopard coralgrouper), 4392 nucleotides long. RefSeq names its product polycomb group ring finger 3 (gene pcgf3). NCBI's taxonomy places the organism in Eukaryota, Metazoa, Chordata, Actinopteri, Perciformes, Serranidae. The record is from RefSeq and is a predicted model, not a curated record.